AUGGCAGAAAGCACUGUUGCCUUCUAUUUAGAGAAGUCGAGCAACUUGGUUUUACAGGAAGCUUCUAUAUUUGGGCAAGUAGAAGGCCAUAUAAAGUUGCCGAGCAACGGGCUGGAGUGGAUGCGCCUCUUCUUGGUGAUAAAGAUGAGAGAGAGUGAGCUUGGCGAGAAGCUUUGUGAAUACCUGAAGGAGAAGAAGUACUUGAUAGUCAUGGAUGAUGUACGGAGCAGUGAAGUUUGGAGUCGCUUGCGCUUACAUUUUCCUGAGGCCAAGGAUGGGAGCAAAGUUUUAAUCACUACUCGUAAUAAAGAAAUCGCUCUGCAUGCCACUUCACAAACAUUUAUCUAUGAACAUCGUCUCAUGAAUGAUGAGAAGAGUUGGCAGUUUUUUCUCAAAAAAACAUUUCAAGGAACAAGCACACCUCAUACUCUAAGUAGGGAGUUAGAGGAACCGGGAAAGAAAAUUGUGGCAAAAUGCAAAGGUUUGCCUCUUGCGGUUGUGGUCUUAGGAGGCUUACUGUCCACAAAAGAGAAGACAAAACCAUCAUGGGAGAAAGUGCUUGCAAGUAUAGAGUGGCAUCUAGAUCAAGGCCCUGAAUCGUGCAUGGGAAUUCUUGCUUUAAGUUACAAUGACUUGCCCUAUUACUUGAAGUCUUGUUUUCUAUAUUGUGGGAUUUUUCCAGAGGAUUCUGAGAUUGAGGCAAGUAAGUUGAUCCGUUUGUGGCUGGCUGAAGGCUUUAUACAGAGAAGGGGAAAAGAAACACUGGAAGACAUAGCCGAAGACUACAUGCACGAGUUGAUCCAUAGAAGUUUGAUUCAAGUAGCUAAACGAAGGGUAGAUGGAAGAGUGAAGUCUUGUCGCAUGCAUGAUCUCCUUCGAGACUUCGCUAUUUCAGAGGCCAAGGAUGCAAAUUUUUUUGAGUAUACCAUAUUCAAUUUGGAAAUUGCAGCAAUUGAGACAUCUAAAUUGUUGGAAUUGCAAGAUUUCUAG
Messenger RNA from Vitis riparia (riverbank grape), 990 nucleotides. Its product is annotated as putative disease resistance protein At1g50180. The transcript is spliced from 3 exons. Lineage: Eukaryota; Viridiplantae; Streptophyta; Magnoliopsida; Vitales; Vitaceae. Gene Ontology annotation, biological process: defense response to other organism. Gene Ontology annotation, molecular function: ADP binding. The coding region runs from base 1 to 990 and encodes 329 amino acids. The record is from RefSeq and is a predicted model, not a curated record.